GUGAAUAGACAACUUCUAGGCAAAAACGCUACAUCCUAGACAUCAUUGCUUUUCUAAGCAUGAUUGUCAUCAAGCGCAGAAACCUAGUUGAUAGAUUGUGCUGCAAAACAUGCAAUUACUGCGGUUAAAACACUGCGGUUGUGAUAUAAUCAGCAGCAGCCACACUUUAUUCGAGGAAUGUUUCUUGUGAGAAACUGAAGAUAUCUAUUCAUACUCCAUCAAUAUAAAUAUAAUUAGGUCCGUUUUUAGUGAAAGACGAUGAACCGUUUUCAGAACAAAAUUCAGCCUUAGGUACAUUACUAAAAUAUGUAUUCGAUUUUUACUUACUUUUUACCUAAAGAGAAUGUAGAUACUCUUUGGUACUAAUAAACGACACAAAAAUAAUAUAAAAUCUGCUAGGUUCUGACAUUCUCAUUUCAAAUAGAUAAGCACUACAACAAAAUGUCAGUUGUAUAGAGGACAUCAAAACAUAACUUUCGGGUUACAAAAUAAAAUUUUCAGUGUCCAGUUAUGCAAUAAUAUAGGACAGGGCGUUAACAUACAAUAGCGGUCAUGGAGCAAAUGUACCUGGUUGAGAUAUUCAUAGACAAAGUUACAAUCUAUGCAUCUGAAGAAGAUGAAAAGAGUGGUGCGAACAAAAAUCUCAUAAUAAAAAUAAAAUUUGGGCCCAAAGUACAGUUCAUCAUCAAAGAGGGCCAACUAGCUCUAAACGAAGACAAGAAAGAUGAUAUUAUAGAAUGUGAUGAAAACGGGAAACGAAAAUGGACAAGGACAAUAAGAGUGGGAAAGUCAUACUUGUUUCCAUCGUAUCCUGACACUGUACUUAUGACACUUAGUAAGUUUCCUCUCGAGAUCGAAGUAUGGAACGAUGAUGAGAACGAGGUAGAAAUAUUUGUUGGCAUCGGUACGAUGUACUGGGAAACUGAGUUCUACCACAUGUUAAAAGAAACUGCUGAUGCGAAUAAACUCCAUGAACCAUUGACAAUAAAACAAAAUACAAUACUGUUUGCGGAAUGUUGCUGUAAACGCGUCGGCGAGAUAUCAUUCAUUCUCAGAGUAAGCGCUUUAGGGGAAAGUAUCAUAACAGAAUUUCAGCAACUAAUGAAAGAUCCAGAUACCUUUGUUUUUAGAACUAACAAAGCACCGAGCAUGUUUCAAUGUAAAAGAAUUGAAGGCGAUGACCCCAACUUCUGUAUGGUUGGUAGUUUAUACGAAACGACUACUUUAGAAGAUCCAUCUAUAGUUAACCGAGCUCAAGACCGAAUAGAAGUUUGCACGGAGUUACAAAGCUGCGGUAUCGGACAAAAUGACACAGACUAUAGUUGCAGGCAUGGCACUGAAGAUACAUCGGCCCAAGCGAAAAAGAAAUAUCCAAUUGAUAAGAUCAAAAUGGGAGAUAUUGUAGGGCCAUGUGGUAAUACGAAUUGUCCAUUAGCACAUAAAGUUAGAACAUAUAUUAGGAACUUAGAAACCUAUAAAAAAGAAGCUGAAGGUAAAGUAACCGGAUCAAAGGGCGCUGUAACAAGAAAGAUUUGCGGUUCUUGUGAUUGUAAAGAUGACCGUUGGCAUCGUGAUGAAUGUCCUGAAAACAUAGGAAAGGAUGGCACGCCAAGUAAGGUCGAGUGUUCAGGUUGCGGUGGUAUGACUCCAGCAGGUAAAACUUGUGAAGAUAACAAAAACAAAAAUACAGUUGCGUAUGUCUUUAGUGUAACCAAAGUACCGGGUUUCAAAGAAUCUGUGUAUAGUAAAAAUGGCAUAGUGGAAAACAUGCCCGACUUUUGCAAUAUCGACGAAAAUCUAGCAUCUUAUAGUAAGGGAUGCGCAUGUGGUCGUCCAGGAUGCACUUGGACUCAGGAACUGGAAAAUUCAAUAAGUGCACAGAGCGUACAUCCACCUACUCAAAAUACAAGAAACACACCAAGCGUACAAAUGGUUACAGAUAAAUCAAUAAAGCCACCUUGUGUAAGAACUCCCUCAGAAAUUAAAGCUUACACAUACUCUCAACUACCCGAAACCAAAGGCCCUGGUCGAAAUAUUGGUAACCAAUCUUUUGUUUACAAUGCCGAUGUUAAAGAAAAGGAGUCAAAAAGAAAAAUAGCCGUUUAUAAUUGUGCUGAGAUCCCCGAUGAUAAGGACUGCAAAUGUAAUCCACCUAAACCUACGCCACCGUGCAAAACAUUCGACUGCGAAUGUAUUACAGAAACUGCCAACAUUGCAACGAGAAAAACACACCGACCAUACUGUCCAUCCUUCAAGCACAAAGACACGUGUCCUGUGACAAUAAAGAAUGAAGAAGAGGGAAAGAAAGUUGAAGACGAUGAGGAUGAGGCUGAACCUCUACCUUACGGUUUACCACCCAUAAAACUCGGGCCCUGUCCUGUAAUGGGUAGACCUUGUUCAGUUCCAGACGGAUUUGCCAGAAUGUACAAAACUGCAGCGUUACCUGCCUUGCCACCUAGUUACAAUGACGCUGGUAAAGUUUGCUGUUCCAAAGAAUACGAAAGAAUAAAGAAAGCACUGAAAGAAUAUAUGAAACAUGAGAAAGACAACGAUUACAGAUGUGUGAACAGGUUCAACGUGGACACUGAAAGAAGGUGUUGUGACAAAGAAAAAAGACUUUUAUCAUUGACCGGUAAAAGCUGCUGCGGGUCUCAUAAAAUGGCUAUACAGAAGAAAUUCCAGAUACAGGAUGAAAAGAAAAUUUCUUAACUAUAACAUUGAUAUUUUAUUUUGUAACCCACUAGUGUAAUUUUAAGACCUGAUUAAACUUAUGCAACUGA
Messenger RNA from Maniola jurtina (meadow brown), 2780 nucleotides. RefSeq lists its product as uncharacterized. The transcript is spliced from 2 exons. Lineage: Eukaryota; Metazoa; Arthropoda; Insecta; Lepidoptera; Nymphalidae. The record is from RefSeq and is a predicted model, not a curated record. Bases 553 to 2709 code for a protein of 718 amino acids.